AGUAAUUUAAUAAUUCAGUUUAUAAAAUGACUAAUUAUUUCUAUUUCGAUAACACGAGCAAAUAUAAUAAAAAUUGUAUAUACCUCAUGGUUCAAAAAGUACAAACGAAAUUCAAUUCAAAGCAAAUGAAAUUAAUUAAGUAGCCAAUGGAUUACGAAAUACAAUUUUUAAAAUGUUUGCCUUCAGACAGUCAAACUCUGUAGAUGUUCAUAAAAUUCAUCAAUAACGCGGUGUCUGAUCGUUGCUGAAAUUCCUCUCAUUGCAUCUCUGGUGCAAUACUGAAGAAUGUGCAGGUUUUCCAUUAAGUCCACACAAACUUUAUCUUUAGUUUUUCUCAUAUUGCAAAGUAUAGAGAGUUUAAUUCGGGGCUAUGUGGGAUUCGAUACCGUCUCCAUCCUUUUUCGAUGCUUGCAAAACAAACUAUCUGGGACCAAAUAUCAUGUUUGAUAGAUUUAUGCAAAAUAAAUAAAUAAAUUCAAAAAACAACUUGUUUCAAACAAACUAUUCAAAAGUUAUAGUAUUUUCCCACCAGGAUAUACUUAUCACCACCCUGUACUUAUGUGAAAAUAUAUUCUUAAGUUUACAAAUAUCCUCACUUUCUCUAUAGAUCAAAACCUUUCAUAGUCUCCAAAUAUCCGAAAAUUCAACUAUACGAAGUUCUAAUUAGAAGUGUAACCUGUUCAUUGGUAAAUAGUUAAUUACAAAGCAGCUGUAGUUUAAGUUAAUCAUAAAAUCACUUGGCGCAAGAUAAUACAGCGUACGUGAAACAAUCUCAUUGUAUUUUCCUGAAAAGCGUUUUAAACUUUCACUGAACAAUAAAACGAGGUAUCUAUGGUGAAAUAGAAUCUGAUCAAUACACAAAACGUAUUUUAAGUGCCAUGUCUUUCUGAACUUUAAAUUAUAAAAGCCGACUUGAAACACUAGCUAUGAGGAUUAUUCCAUUAUCACAAAGCAGCAAUCUGUACUUACUGUAACAUGGAAUUUUUUUCAGUAAAACCAAGUUCAAACAUUUCUAACGAAUAGACUAGAUGAGGUUCUGUUUUUCAUCUUCAGUCUAUUAUAAUGGUAAACAAAAUGCAAACCAUAGUUUUAUGAAUGUCAAAUAUGCAUUACCAGAACGGUUUUUGUUCGAAGGUUAGCGUUUCUUAGAAUUCAUCAUGCUGACACCUCGGAUUUGUUGGUAUAAUAACCCUUAUAAUUUCGUCCACUAUUAAUCUUCAAAGGUCAGAAACAUAUUUGCAAGUUUCAAUGGGCUAGUCGCGUGUAUUUUCCGGGGUUUCUUUCACGUGUAUAACACCUAAAUUAGGCCCAAUUCCCCAUAGAAAGUCUUCUCGGCAAAUCUUUCAUAUGUUGCAUUGCCUUAUCUCAUCAAUCCUGCUUCAAAGUUUUGCUUCACAAAAUCACCAUAUUCAUGAAAUUUUCACAGUUACUCACAUUUUUCUUGGCGCACUCAGAAAACAUUUUAGAUAUUUAUUUCUAAAUUUUAUUGGAUAUUUUUCUCUAUAAAAUGAAUUCUAGACUCACAUUAUUAUUGAUUACUGAAGAUCGCUAUUUUAGGAAUACCAGAGAAAAUACAUCGACGACUUUAUAAUUUAAAUGUAUCUCUUAUCAUAAACAGUUUUAAAUAAAAUAUAUUUAAUCAAAGAUUGUUUUUAAUGUAAAUAAAUAUAAAGUUUAAAAAAAAAACUAUUUAUGGAACGGUUAACCUUGCUGGAUUUGAGUUUGUGAAUUAGGACAACGCAACACAUGGACAACUUCCAAAGAGAUGCUUCCCGGGAGGACUUUUUAUGUGAUACUGGAUCCUAUUUAGGUGUUGAACACGUGAAAAAAUCCGGAAAAUCCUACGUGACUAGCCUGUUGCACCAGAGUAUUGCCGGGUUAUUUUUAUCAUCAAUCAAACUCUAUUCGAUGUUUACAUAAAAGUUCAAGGCACCGAAUGAACUUAACUGUGUGGUCUGCAAUAACCGAUAAUUGUCUAUUAAUCUGUCGAAAAUAAACUGCAGGGUCCAAAAUUUAUAAGCCUUUUGGUCAAAUUGGUGAGGAAAGUUUCUAGCACUUUCCUAUCCAAAUUAAUAAAAAUGCUCUAUUUAUUCCAUGUCCAAAAGAUUGGCCAUUUGUAAAGGAAGGUAGUGGGAAAAGAAAUAAAUCAUUUCAAUUCAUUGGCAUUAUCUCUUAAUGUUCGUGCCGAUGACUGAACGUAAAAAAUAAAUUAUUUACUCACUCAAAUUUAUCAUUUUUUCUCAUCAUUUUCGAUUGUUUACACAAGAGAACCAAUGAAAAUAAAUAUUAUUUCUAUGUGAUAAAAACUAAACAACACGACGAUAGUUGAAUCAGUUCUCUAAAGAUGAUAAACGAGACUGAACAUCGGUCAAAUUUAACAACUAAUUUAUCAAAUUAUACUCAUAUUAAUGAAGAUAUUAAAACAGCUUACAAUAUUCUGGUGAUUUUUUUGAUAAUAUUUAUUAUGACAUCAAUGGGAGCGAAUAUCUGUUGGAAACAGAUUUGGAUGCACGUUCGAAAGCCAUUUGGACCAAUCAUAGGUCUAGUUUGUCAAUUUCUGAUGAUGCCAUUGGUCGGUUUCAUAUAUAAUAAGAUAUUCAAAUUUAAACCUGAAAUGGCAGCGGGAUUACUCAUAAUGUCGUGUUGCCCUGGAGGUGUCGUCUCUAAUAUUUUCUCGUAUUAUUUAAACGGUGAUGUUUCUUUAAGUGUCACCAUGACUACUGUAUCUACCAUUUUAGCAUUAGGCAUGAUGCCUCUUAAUGUUUGGAUAUAUUCAAUAAGAACAGAAUCUAGUACGUUAAUUAUACCAUACAAGAGCAUAGCUUUAUCAUUGAUAUUGAUCAUCUCGCCUGUAUUGGUAGGUAUGGCAAUUAGAUGGAAAGCUCCGAAAGUAUCAGUCUACGUCACAAAGGGAGGAAGCGCUUUAGGCUUUAUAUUUCUUAUUAUUGUAACAAUGUUGAAAUUCGUCAUGUUUAAAAAUUGGCUUCAUCAGAUAUCCUGGAAAUUUAUCAUAGCAUCCACGUGUAUGCCCAUAACCGGAAUUUUAUUGGGAUAUUUCAUAGCUUUAAUUUGUAGAAGAUCAAAUGCUGUUUGUAAAACCAUAGCAAUUGAAAGCGGAAUACAAAAUGCGGCUGUAGCAUUUAGUGUUAUCAUUUUAUCUUUUGAUAUCAGAAAAUAUUUUACAAUACUCUUCAUUCCGUGGUUUUAUGGAUUGUCACAAAGUGUUAUAUGUGCUCUCCUCUGUUUAUUUCACCACAUUUUGAUUAAAUAUUGCAAGAGAGUACAAUCUACACAAGAGGCUGUUGAAAUUGUGAGGAAGAAAGAAGACAUUGUUAUGAAGCCGUCGUCGACGAUCCCUACCUGAAAUAUUAACAUUUUUACUGUAAAUCCUACAACCAAUAUAUUAAAAAAUAUUCAAUUAUU
Centruroides sculpturatus (bark scorpion) is the source of this 3423-nucleotide messenger RNA. Its product is annotated as ileal sodium/bile acid cotransporter-like. Gene Ontology annotation, biological process: bile acid and bile salt transport. Gene Ontology annotation, cellular component: membrane. The coding region runs from base 2345 to 3364 and encodes 339 amino acids. NCBI's taxonomy places the organism in Eukaryota, Metazoa, Arthropoda, Arachnida, Scorpiones, Buthidae. The transcript is spliced from 6 exons. The record is from RefSeq and is a predicted model, not a curated record. Gene Ontology annotation, molecular function: bile acid:sodium symporter activity.